This is a messenger RNA of Fonsecaea erecta, 1512 nucleotides long. RefSeq lists its product as hypothetical. The coding region runs from base 1 to 1512 and encodes 503 amino acids. The record is from RefSeq and is a predicted model, not a curated record. The transcript has 2 exons. Lineage: Eukaryota; Fungi; Ascomycota; Eurotiomycetes; Chaetothyriales; Herpotrichiellaceae. Gene Ontology annotation, cellular component: ESCRT III complex; multivesicular body; cytoplasmic side of plasma membrane. Gene Ontology annotation, biological process: late endosome to vacuole transport via multivesicular body sorting pathway; vesicle budding from membrane.
AUGUCCCCUCUCCUCGACUGGCUGGUCGAACAUGAACCCUUAUUUCGCAAAACACGGCUCCCCUCGUUAUACUCCGACCUCAACGUCCAGCGCACGUCCAACCCCGAAGGCUACACCGCCAACGUGACCGCCUGGUCGUCCGCCCUGACUCACGCCGCGGUCGCGGGGCAAAUCCCCCAUGAACAGCACCAUUUGAUUCUGCAAACGAACGACGAACUCCUCAAUGCGCUGGCAAGUCCGACAUACGGGAGGCCUAGUGGGCUCGGGACCGUGGUGGACGAAUGCGUCAGGCAAGGGAAGAUGGUGGAUCUACAAGACUUUAUAAGCUCAGAAAAGAGCAUAUACUCCCGUAGUUGGAUACCGAGCCCGUGGGCAGUCCUGCGUUGGGGCUUACAAAAAGCUGGCCUGUCGUGGAGCAGCUUCGAUCUACGCGGUGGCAGGUUAAAGGCAGCAAAGCUCGCGCUGGUUCCAGCGUUGGAAGAAGUCUGGAAAAGACUAUCCGCUGCGAGGGAAGCAGGAGCAAAGGCACAGACUCUGACUGACCGAGUCAUGACGCGAGAGAUGUUUAUGAAGGACGUUAACGGCGUCCUCAGCCAGGCCGGCGACAUAACAGGGUCGCUAUCAGACCAGGAUCUGGACGUGCUCCUCCGCUACCUCUCCCGGGACAAACAAGUUCUGUCCUACGACGCCAAUACCGUCAAGUUCAAAUCGCCCUCCUCUACAAGCACACCCGAGCCGAUAACCCAGGGAGAUCGCUCCAUCGCGUCACUAAAAUCCCUCAUCGAAGACCUACUCCAAAAAACCGCGACCAUGUCCGCCCGUAUCACGACACUACAAGAAAAAGCCUCGGGGGCCGUGAAAUCCGGCAACAAAGUCAGUGCCCUCUCGGCCCUGCGCUCGAAGAAGCUCGCCGAACGGGCCCUCCAGCAACGUCUCGACACCCUACAUCAACUGGAAGAGAUCUACACCAAAAUUGAAUCCGCCGUGGACCAGGUUGAAAUCCUCGCGGUGAUGGAAUCGUCGGCGUCGGUGCUCAAGACGCUCAACAAGCGCGUUGGAGGCGUCGAGCGCGUCGAGGACGUCCUGGAGAGCCUGCGAGAGGAGGUGAGCAAGGUCGACGAAGUGUCCGACGUGCUGGCGGAGCCAGUGGACCAGAAGGCGGUCUUGGACGAGGACGAAGUGGACGAAGAGUUCGAGGCGAUGGAGCGAGAAGAGCGCGAUCGGACGCGGAAGGCCGAGGAGGAGAAGACCCGGCAGAAACUCCAGGAGCUGGACGCGCUGGAGCAGCUGCACCAGGACAAGGAGAGGGAGAGCGAAAGAAGCGAGCUGAAAAAGCAACGGGAAGGAGGAGGAGAUGAUGAUGAUGAACAGGCCCUCUUGUCGACGAGCAUAGAGAAGAUGCAGAGAUUGGAUAUCGGCGGGCGAACAGAUGGAGAAGGCAUGCAGAGGCAGCCACAACAAACAAAAGAAGGAUCAGGGCGUAUCGAGCAGAUCGCUCAAGAGGCAACCUAG